ACCGCCCCAAACGGCUGGGAAAUGAAGCAACCUUACCUCAUACAUCAUAUAUUCAGCUUAUCGAGCUGCGCAUAUUUCUACCCAGCAUUACCAAUGAUCCUACUAUGUAGAGGACGAAUACCAAUAUGCCCGACUGGCGAAGCGAUUAUCUUACCUCUCUGCAGGAAGCAGAACGAAACAAUCCCGUGAACAAGGAUCUAGUGGAUGCCUGUUCUCAACUGUCCGAUCGUAUAGCCGCCCUCGAGGCCGAGAAAGCUGUAUGGCAAACCUCAUCGACGAACCCGCUGUCAUCACUAGAAAAAUCACCUGCGGGCAAAGCCCCCGCUGCGACGACUGAAACAAUUAAUACCUCCGAUCCGAGCGUCGCACAACUAAAGCUAGACUUGGCGGAGGCCUUACGGUCUAGAACCCAGUUACAAAGUAGACUCAAGACCGCCGAAGAUGAAUUACAGAAAUUGCGAUCGAAGACAAAGGUCGAUACUAAGCGAAUUAGUGACCUAACUGCCGAACGGAAUACUUUGUGGUCUCGAUUAAAAGAUCGAAAUGAAGAAUUAGUUGGGAAGAAUAAGAUGCUGAAGGAUAUACAAGAUGAAAACCUAACUCUCAACAUCCAACUCGACGUUACCGAACAAAAAGCAGCAAAACUUACGGCCGAUAACGAACAAUUAGUGAAGAGAUGGAUGGAUCGGAUGAGAGACGAAGCAGAUGCUAUGAACUUGCAGAAUGAAUCACCAAGUCAUAAGAAUCGGAGGUGACAAUUACUUAGCAUGGCGCACAAAAUCACGACGAAAUAUAUUGAAUCGCCGUACUCUAUCGAUGAACUUACAGACCCCAGAACCUGUAUAGUCGCCUUUGAAUAGCAAAACCCUUACUUCCUGAUUGAGAUGUAAUAGUC
Messenger RNA from Hypoxylon trugodes, 895 nucleotides. Its product is annotated as autophagy protein 16. The transcript has 4 exons. Lineage: Eukaryota; Fungi; Ascomycota; Sordariomycetes; Xylariales; Hypoxylaceae. Bases 126 to 755 code for a protein of 209 amino acids. The record is from RefSeq and is a predicted model, not a curated record.